AUGCCACCUCGCGUUCUUCCCGUUAUCGUCGUCGAGUUGUACCGCGACUAUCUGACGGAGCUCGCGCGCCGCGGCUUCGACAACCUGAGCGCGGGGGGCGACCGCGUGUCGAUCAGCACGCCGCGAAAGGUGUGGGCCACGCUGCGGGCGCUGGCAAAGGACGGCGAAUCGGACGGGGCUGCGGCGGUCGCGGAUGGCUUCGAGGCGCCCCUCUUUGGCGCGCCCGUCGUCGGCCAGGUCACCACGCUGCCGCUCGAGGGCGAGGACGGCCCUCUGGCAUCGAUCAAACCACUCGGCGUCACAAGCGAUCGCGCGGGCGCUUGGUACGUCGGGAGCAAGGGCUCGGUGCUGCACGUCUCUGCGGCCGGCCGAGUUCGCAGCGUGGCAAGCCUGGAGGACGCCAGCCUCCGCGGCAUCGCCAUUAGCCCGGACGCCAGCGCGCUGUUUGUGGCGGACAUGUUCAACCACAAGAUCCGCCGGGUGGAGGUGGCGACGGGCGCGGUGACCACUCUCGCGGGCAGCGGCACCGUGGGCAGUGCUGAAGGCGUGGGCGGCGCGGCGCAGUUCACUGUCCCAAGCGGCGUCGCCAUCAGCCCAGACAGCAGCGCUCUGUUUGUGGCUGACUCACACAACCACAAGAUCCGGCGGGUGGAGGUGGCGACGGGCGCGGUGACGACGCUCGUGGGCAGCGGCACCGAGGGCAGCACUGAUGGCGUGGGCGGCGCGGCGCAGUUCUACAGCCCAAUCGACGUCGCCAUUAGCCCGGACGGCAGCGCUAUGUUUGUGGCGGACUUCGGCAACCACAAGAUCCGCCGGGUGGAGGUGGCGACUGGUGCGGUGACCACUCUCGCGGGCAGCGGCACUCGCGGCAGCACUGACGGCGUGGGCGGCGCGGCGCAGUUCCACCUCCCAAGCGACGUCGCCAUCAGCCCGGACGGCAGCGCGCUGUUUGUGACAGACGCCAACAACCACAAGAUCCGGCGGGUCGAGGUGGCGACGGGCGCGGUGACGACGCUCGCUGGCAGCGGCACCGAGGGCAGUGCCGAUGGCGUGGGCGGCACGGCGCAGUUCCGCAACCCACUCGGCGUCGCCGUCAGCGCCGACGGCAGCACGCUGCUGGUUUGCACGAAAGACGGUGGCCUCCGCCAGGUUUGCGUGUCGGCGCCUCCUCCGCCUCCCACCUUCGCGCCGAUUGUGGUGCCGCCCUCGACCCUGGUGGCCGACCUCGGAAAGACUUGUGGCGACGCCUCCCUCCCAGAGGGCAAGGUCACCUUCAUCGUCGGCGAUGACGAGGAGCGCUACGAGCACGUGAGCAAGUGCGUCCUCUGCGUGCGGUCCGUGUUCUUUCGGACCAUGUUCGGCAUCGGCAUGAAGGAGCGCGACGCCGCCGAGGUCACGGUGCGCAACACGGACCUCGCCACCUUCACCGCCCUCGUCCGCUACCUCUGCACCGACCAGCUCGACCUCGGCGAGGAGGGGGGCGGCAGAGCGCAGCGCGCGCUCGACCUGCGGCAGCUGGCGCAGAUGUACCAGGUGCCGCGCCUCGAGCUGCUCUGCGCGCAGGCGCUGCAGGAGAGCGUCGGGCCGGCGAGCGCCGUGCCGCUGCUCGAGGCGGCGCACAUGACGGGCGAUGGGCGGCUCCUCGCGCAGUGCCGCCGCUACGUGGCCGACAACGCCGCCGAGGUGCGGGCGAGCGGCGGCGUGGAGCAGCUGCGCGACCUCGGCGUGGCCAAGGGGCUGCUCGGCGACGCGCUCGACCAGGUGGCGGAGCUCAAGGGGAACCGCACGCAGGGCUGA
Messenger RNA from Emiliania huxleyi CCMP1516, 1797 nucleotides. RefSeq lists its product as hypothetical. The transcript has 3 exons. Lineage: Eukaryota; Haptophyta; Isochrysidales; Noelaerhabdaceae. Gene Ontology annotation, molecular function: protein binding. Bases 1 to 1797 code for a protein of 598 amino acids. The record is from RefSeq and is a predicted model, not a curated record.